AAAAUGAAGAUCCUUUUACCACUGACCUUUCUGGUUUUUAUUAGUUCUCCAGGUUGGACAAGAGAUAGGCACUAUAACUUAGGCAUUAAAGAAACUACUUGGAACUAUGCUCCUACUGGUAAAAAUAUGCUCAACGGAAAGCCCAUUUCAGAAGAUCAAGAGUUUGAGUCCCAAACAUACCUACAACAAAGCCAAGAUAGGAUAGGAUCUAUUUAUAAAAAGGCUAUGUAUUUUGCCUAUACGGAUGACACAUUUCAAACAGUCAUUGAAAAACCAUCCUGGUUGGGAUUUUUAGGUCCGAUCAUUAAAGCAGAAACUGGAGACUUCAUUUAUGUACAUGUGAAAAAUUUUGCUUCAAGAAGGUACAGUUUCCAUCCUCAUGGACUCACAUACACUAAGGAAAAUGAAGGUGCUCUAUACCCUGAUAAUACUACAGGCCUGCAAAAAGAAGAUGACCACUUGGAGCCAGGGGCAGUGUAUACUUACAAAUGGUUUGUGGAAGAAAAACAGGGGCCUGGUCCCAAUGACAGUAACUGCGUGACAAGGAUGUACCACUCCCACGUAGACACUCCAAAAGAUGUAGCUUCGGGACUUAUUGGACCGAUUAUCACUUGUAAAAGAGGAACCCUUGAUGGAGACAUGGAAAAAAAUAUCAAUGAGUCUUAUGUUUUGCUGUUCUCUACAACUGAUGAAAACAACAGCUGGUAUAUCAAUGAGAAUAUCAAUACAUAUACUGAACCUGGCCAAGUUAAUGCUAGUGACCCUGGCUUCCAGGAAAGCAAUCGCAUGCGCUCAAUAAAUGGAUACAUGUAUGGAAAUCUGCCCAAUCUCACCAUGUGUGCACAGGACAGGGUCAAGUGGCAUUUUAUCGGCAUGGGUGGUGUGGUGGACACACACCCCAUCUAUCUCCACGGACAAACUCUGACCUCUCGGAAUCAUAGAAAAGACACCAUUACUGUCUUCCCUGCCUCAAUGGAAGAUGCCUUCAUGGUGGCCCAGGGUACUGGGGAGUGGAUGCUGAACUGUCAGAUACAUGAGGGUAUGGAGGCCUUCUUCAAUGUAAGGAAUUGCCAAAAACCUUCAACAGAUGCUAAUGGGACACAAGUUGUACAUUAUUAUAUUGCUGCUGAAGAAAUUUCUUGGAAUUAUGCUCCCUCUGGUAUAGAUUUCUUCUCUAAAAAAAAUUUAACAGCAGCUGGAAGUGAAUCCCGGCUCUAUUUUGAACAAAGCCCAACCAGAAUUGGAGGAACUUAUAAAAAACUUGUUUACCGUGAAUACACAGAUGCUUCUUUCCAAACACAGAAGGCAAGAGCAGUGCACCUUGGAAUCCUUGGUCCUGUUCUUAAGGCAGAGGUAGGACAGACCAUCCAGGUCACUUUCUAUAACAAUGCCUCCCUGCCACUCAGCAUUCACCCCCACGGACUGCGUUACAACAAGAGCAACGAGGGCUCCUUCUACAAAACACCCAUGGGGAGUCUCCCUUCAUCCUCCUCACAUGUAAAUCCUGGCGCAACAUUUGUCUAUACCUGGGACGUUCCCAGAGAUGUGGGUCCCACGGCCACAGACCCCAACUGCCUGACCUGGUUCUACUACUCCUCAGUGAACCCUCCAAAGGACACCAACAGUGGCCUUGUGGGACCCCUCCUCGUCUGCAGAAAUGGAAGUCUGGGUGAGGAUGGCAAACAGAAAGGAAUAGACAAAGAAUUUUACCUGCUUGCCACUAUAUUUGAUGAAAAUAAAAGUUACCUCUUGGAUGAAAAUAUCAGGACAUUUACCACAGAGCCUGAAAAUGUGGAUAAAGAGGAUCCAGGCUUCCAAGACUCUAACUACAUGUUCUCCAUAAAUGGAUACAUGUAUGGAAAUCUGCCUGGACUGGAUAUGUGCUUAGGAGACAACGUUUCGUGGCACGUUCUUAGUGUGGGAUCAGACCAGGACUUACACGGGAUAUAUUUUUCAGGAAAUACCUUCACUUCCUUAGGAGCAAGGGGCGACACAAUAGCUCUGUUUCCCCACAUCUCUCAAACACUUUUGAUGACACCCGAUUCCCUAGGAGUUUUUGAUGUGGUUUGUAUAACCUCAGAGCAUUACCAAGGAGGCAUGAAACAUAAAUACCGAGUGAGGCAGUGUUCAAAGUCGAACCCGGAUCAAACUCAGUACCAGGAGGAGAAGAUUAUUUAUAUUGCAGCUGAGGAAAUUGUGUGGGAUUAUUCUCCUAGCAGAAAGUGGGAGAAAGAACUGAAGAGCCUUCAAAGAAAGAAUGAAACAGACAUAUAUUUGGAUAGAAUUGGGACAUUUCUUGGGUCCAAAUACAAGAAAGUGGUCUACCGUCAAUAUGAUGAUAUCACAUUCACGCAUCAAACAGAAAGAAAUGAAGAUGAAAAACAUCUGGAUAUACUAGGUCCUUUAAUAUUUCUCAGCCCAGGUCAGAAACUCCAUAUUGUCUUUAAAAAUAACGCCUCAAGACCAUAUUCUAUUCAUGCUCAUGGAGUAAAAACUAACUAUUCCACUGUUGUUUCAACACAGCCAGGAGAGAUCCAAACAUAUGUUUGGCAGAUUCCUGAAAGAACUGGUCCCACUUCAAAGGACUUUGAGUGCAUACCUUGGUUUUACUAUUCAACUGUGGAUGUGGUUAAGGAUCUUAACAGCGGACUGGUAGGUCCUUUGAUCAUAUGUCGGAAAGGCACCAAACCCAGCAUAGUACACCGUGUUCUCCACUUCAUGAUUUUUAAUGAGAACUUAUCCUGGUACUUUGAAGAAAACAUCAAUACCUAUUCUCGGGAACCAAACCAAGUAGACAGGAAUGAUCCUGUUUUUGACCUCAGCAACCAAAUGCACGCAAUUAAUGGAAGAAUGUUUGGAACUAACCAAGGCCUAACAUUUCACAUUGGGGAUGAAGUGAAUUGGUAUCUGAUUGGCAUGAGGGGUGAGUUUGACCUCCAUACGGUUCACUUUCACGGCCACAGCUUUGAAUUCACGGAUGUGGGACUGUAUCACUCUGAUGUUUACGAUCUUCCUCCUGGGGUCUAUAAAACUGUGAAAAUGUAUCCAAGAGAUGUUGGAACCUGGUUAUUUCAUUGCCAUGUCAAUGUACACAUUACAGCUGGGAUGGAAAGCACUUACACUGUAAUUGAGUAAAAAGCAUAAAUAUCUGCCUGCUAUGAAUGUUAAGUCCAGUAGCAGAGGUAAAGUUGCUGAAGAAGAAAAACAUCAGGAGUGUAGAAGAGGCUGUCUAAGGACUUUCACAGCAACGUACCAGGAAAGCUAGCUUGAAAUAAAAAUUUUCUUGGUAAAUUUCAUGA
This is a messenger RNA of Phacochoerus africanus (Common warthog), 3299 nucleotides long. Its product is annotated as ceruloplasmin-like. The coding region runs from base 4 to 3135 and encodes 1043 amino acids. The transcript has 19 exons. Gene Ontology annotation, cellular component: plasma membrane. Gene Ontology annotation, biological process: iron ion transport. NCBI's taxonomy places the organism in Eukaryota, Metazoa, Chordata, Mammalia, Artiodactyla, Suidae. Gene Ontology annotation, molecular function: copper ion binding; oxidoreductase activity. The record is from RefSeq and is a predicted model, not a curated record.